Messenger RNA from Manis pentadactyla (Chinese pangolin), 2265 nucleotides. It is a transcript of the gene TOM1L1, whose product is annotated as target of myb1 like 1 membrane trafficking protein. Bases 130 to 1548 code for a protein of 472 amino acids. Gene Ontology annotation, molecular function: ubiquitin binding; phosphatidylinositol binding; clathrin binding. NCBI's taxonomy places the organism in Eukaryota, Metazoa, Chordata, Mammalia, Pholidota, Manidae. Gene Ontology annotation, cellular component: endosome; membrane. Gene Ontology annotation, biological process: signal transduction. The record is from RefSeq and is a predicted model, not a curated record. The transcript is spliced from 16 exons.
GACGCGCAGCCUCGGCGAGAGCCCGGGAAGCGCUCGGGCGGAGAGGAGGAGCCAGGCGCCCCGAGCGGGUGGAGUCGGAGCUGGAGAGCAGUGGAAGCGGAUUUCCUGGGCCCGGCUUCUGGGGCCACCAUGGCGUUUGGGAAGAGCCACCGGGACCCCUAUGCGACCUCCGUGGGCCACCUCAUAGAAAAGGUUACAUUUGCUGGAGUUCAGACUGAAGAUUGGGGCCAGUUCAUGCACAUCUGUGACAUAAUUAACACUGCCCAUGAUGGGCCAAAAGAUGCAGUAAAAGCUUUGAAGAAAAGGAUUUCCAAAAACUACAAUCAUAAAGAAAUCCAACUUACCUUGUCACUUAUUGACAUGUGCAUGCAGAACUGUGGUCCAAGUUUCCAAUCUCUGAUUGUGAAGAAGGAGUUUGUUAAGGAUAGUCUAGUCAAGCUGCUGAAUCCCAGAUACACCUUGCCAUUAGACGUUCAGAAUAGGAUCUUGAGUUUCAUUAAGGCUUGGUCACAGGGUUUCCCAGGUGUGGAUGUAAGUGAGGUGAAAGAAGUGUACCUGGACCUUCUUAAGAAAGGUGUUCAGUUUCCUCCCUCUGAUGCAGAGCCUGAAACAGGAAGACAAGAGACUGUUGAGAUCUCAUCAAGUCCAACAACUGUCCCUACUGCACCAGCUCUUCCUCCUGUAAUUGUUCCUAAGAACUCUACUAUUACAUUGGUCCCAGAACAGAUUGGAAAAUUGCACAGUGAAUUGGAUAUGGUGAAAAUGAAUGUGAAAGUGAUGUCUGCCAUACUGAUGGAGAAUAUUCCUGGGUCUGAAAAUCAUGAAGACAUAGAACUUCUGCAGAAACUUUAUAGGACAGGUCAGGAGAUGCAGGAGAGGAUCAUGGACCUGCUCGUGGUGGUGGAGAAUGAAGAUGUAACCAUUGAGCUAAUUCAAGUGAACGAGGAUUUGAAUAAUGCUAUCCUUGGAUGUGAGAGGUUUGCUCGUAACCAACAAAGGAUUUUAGAGCAAAAUAACCAGAGAGAAGAUGCCAAUAGGACCAGUGAACCUUCUGCCCCAUCCUGUGAACUCCUUGACCUAAGUCCCAGCCCUCCCAUGAGUCGGGCCUCUCUGGGAGAACUCAACACCGUGAAUGCCCAGCUUUCAGACUUAAAUUUCAGCUCUCCUAGUCCUGAUGUAACAGACAACUUGAAGCCCAGUCUUUAUCCAGAUUUGCUAGCCUUGGAAAAUACAGAAACACCCCUGUUUGCCCCAAGGACCGGCCAAAACCUUGCCUCAGGUCAUACAUAUGAGAAUUUUCUGGAACAUUCAAAUUCAGUAUUACUACAGCCCAUCAGUCUACAGGCCGUUCCAGCAACACCAUCACACCAGAAGCUGCCAUCCUUGCCCAGCAACCAUCCAGCAUUGACAAAGAAUGAUCUCCAGCCACCCAAUUACUACGAGGUAAUGGAGUUUGAUCCCUUAGCUCCUGCUGUCAGUACAGAAGCUGUUUAUGAAGAAAUUGACGCUCAUCACCACAAAGGAGCUCAAAGUCACAGUGACUGUUGAGGUGAAAGUGGAUGACCAGCAUUAGGGUGCCAACUCUCUAAAAGAAUCAGCUUUGAGGUCCAGAAGACCUACCAGCACAUCAAAGCCAUGGUGGAACAUUUCUCCUCUGCAAUAAUGAAGUUUAACAGAAGAGUAAUAAUUCCUGAGUAACAUCUGUGGUUCUUGGCAACAGCUCAAGCUUGAUCUCAGAAGUACUUGGUUGUAACAUAUAUUCACUUAAAACUUCAGCAGAAGAAAAACUCACUAUACUAAGGUCAACCAGUAUAAUUGAAACAUGUUUCACAGGCCUUCCUACAUUUAGAAAAGGUCAUCACACAGCUGUGGUAAGAGUAGAUCAAGAUUGUUUCAUUACAAAAUAAUUCUGAAUAGAUCUAAGCACGAAAUGUGAGAAAGUCUAUUAUGCAGGAAGACCAAGUGCCUUCAUUUAAAGUUAAAUGUAAAUGUCAGCCUAUACUUCUUUAUAAAUAAUAUUCUCGGUUAGAAUUAUGAAUUGUAAAGGCCUUGAUGAUUGUAGUUUAAUUAUAUUUCAGGUAUCCUGAAGAGGUUUCUGGACUUACCUUUAAAUAUGAUUCUUUAUAAUACUAAAUGUUCCUUUUUCCCCAUUUUACUGAAAUUUAGUAUUUCUUUGGAACAGAGACUACUGGGAAACAUUCAGAAUAAAUUGUGCAUUUGUUUAUGUCAUAAAUUACAAUGACAAAUAAAUUACCAUUGAAACAA